AUACGACCUCGUCAAAGAACCGGAGAAGGGGUAAAGAUCCAAAAGGGAAGAAGUUGUUCGCAGAAAAUUUGUCGCUCGAUCGAGCACCUCGCUAGUUUUUGGCCGGACGGGAAACAUCAUGCUCGUCGGAAGGAAAUCAAUUUUCCCAGUCGUGAUUGUGGUAUUCUGGUGGUCAUCACUCGCAAUUGCGGGUCCAUAUUCCCAAGCUCAAGAAGCUGAAAAGCACAAUGGCGUACAUAGACAUGGUAAAGCAUCGGUGCACCUGGCGACAGGAGAACCCCAUAAAAGGACCCAGAAUAAAUUGGACAGUAAACUAGGAACUUUCGAGGAAGCAUCUAAGAGGCAUAAUCACGCCCAUAGAGCAAACUACGCAAGAAGAGAGAAAGAUCCUUUGUUGCUGACGAUAGCUAGAAAGAAUGUAAAAAAUGACGGAGAACCUUCAAAAAAGUUGAACGCGAGUGAAAGAAAAAUUCACUCCCUGGAAAAUGAGGAAAAGUCUGAAAUAGUGCAGCCACGGCGCCAAAGUAUAUACAUAAAAAGAAACAACGUGAACCAUAAAGUCGCCCCUUUGUCACGAAAACUGAAAGAAUCGACAAAAGAAGACCACAGACAAUUUGCUCGAAGUGGUGGACUAGAAGUAGGAUUUACAGAGAGAUCGAAAACCCGGAGAGACAAAAUCAGAAAGAACGUAGCAGCACCUAGGCGUAACUUUAAAAUCAGGAACGAAAACGUGAACGUAGUUAUCCACCGCGAUUCGCAAGGAUUGCCGCAUGAUGCGAGUUCAAAAUUGGACAUAACGCAAGUAGAGAACAUCUUCAAGCAAUUCGAACUCCUGGGAAAGCCGAUCGAGGCAGGUAAAUGUGCGAUUAGGAGAUCAUCCCCCAGGAAUUCUGGAGAUAUCGAUCAGGAUCGCAUUACCACAAGACAUAACAUCCCCAUUGUCGAAGACGAGAGAGAGAAAGAGGAGGAAGAAAUUAUCAGCAUCCGCGAAGGUGAAGACAUGACGUUGUGCUGGAUAGAGGUGAUAACAAUCAAGGAGGAUAGAUCGAUCGAUCCACCGAACAGAUUCGUACACAAAGAGUACUCGAUAUCUUAUGAAAAUUCGGCGAUCAUACCAGACAAGUAUGUCCAGUGUGUGAAACUGGAGGGUGAAGUCGAACCCGAAAGUGAAGUGGGAAAAACGAAGGAAAUUGGGGUGGUUGAUGAAGACACCAGAGUGAGUCGUCCUUUGAACUUCACAAUUGUUAGUCAUAAUGGGUCCUUGGUCGUGUAUCAGAAUAAAAGGGUCAGAUGCAGCUCGGGUCCUGUUGUGGAGAAGAGGGUCUACAGUUAUGGGAAUAUUCAGAAGCCGACUAGGAGAAUGGAGAUUAAGGUGAAGCCUAAAUUCAGGUCGGAGUUAGAACCCGAAUCUAGGGAACCAGGUGCACCAGAAGCGACGACUUUAGCUUCAGAUUCUGAUAGAUUAAUACCAACGGAAUCUGAGGAGCCACCAUCCGAGACGGAGUCAGGAGAAAGAUGGACGUUGGAACCUGGUCUAACGUCGAUACCAAGAAUACCGGAAGUUACGAAUGAAAGAGAAAAAUCGGAAAAACCGUUCCCUCCGGGAUCAAAGGUACUAACAUUACCAGGAACAAGUUCUGAAUCGGAUGAAACACCAACACCGGAGAAAAGUCCCGAAUCGGAAGGAAGUGACGAGCCAGGAAGGAAGUCGGAAUCGGAAGAAACACCAACACCGGAUAUAAGUCCCGAAUCGGAAGGAAGUGACGAGUCAGGAAGGAAGCCGGAAUGGGAAGAAAUGCCAUUACCAGAAAUCAGUCCUGAAUCAGAAGAAAGUGACGAGCCAGGAAGGAAACCGGAAUGGGGAGAAGUACCAAACCCGGAAAGAAGUCCUGGACUGGAAGGAAGUAAAGAAUCAGAAGAAAAUAUUCCCCCGGGCUCAGAAGAAAAUCCUAUUCCGAGUUCAGAAGAAAAUCCUAUCCCGAGUUCAGAAGAAAAUCCUAUUCCGAGUUCAGAAGAAAAUCCUAUCCCGAGUUCAGAAGAAGAACCAUUGCCGAGAUGGAGCGAGGAAUAUAGUCGGGAACCUAUCGAACCUGAGGAAUCGCUUCCUCCAAAACCAGAUGAAAAUGCGACUCCAGGUUCAGGUGAGGGACCAGAGGUACCAGAGGGACUAGGGGGACCAGAGGGACUAGGGGGACCAGAAGGACCAGGGGGACCAGAAGGACUAGGAAAGCCAGAGGGACCAGAGGGAUCAGGUGAAGGAUUAACGCCAGAACCAAAGUUACCUUGGGUGAUCCUUCCAGGAUCUGAGGAACUUAUUCCGGGUGUAGGUGGUACUUUAACGCCAAGUUCAAAGGAAUCAGGAGAACCAAGUUCAGAAUCAGGGGAAACAUCAACUCCGACAUUAGAAGGAACUUCGGAAUGCACCGACGAAACGACCACCAACACUCCUGGAGUGUCCGAUCAGACCACCAAGGAAGAAUCCUGCGAAGAUUUGGAAGAAUGCAUGUCGAGAGAAAGUUUUCCAGAUUUGUUACCUUGUACAAAUUCAGACUGUUCAGAAUCGGACACCGUUCCAUCGAGUGAAACGAGCGAGUCUCCAAACAGAUUUCGAGAUGGUAUAACUGACGUACCAGAAGUGGUACCCUCGUUAUCUCCAGAUUUAACGAUCGAAAAGGCGCCAAAAGGCAAAUCUGGAGAAAGAUCCGAUGAACCAGAAGAUAGUACCGACUCCGGAAAUAUCGUCCCUCCAAUUUCAGGAACUCCAGGUGAACCUGGGGCAAAACGUAACAUUACCGAAUCUUGCGAGUCCGAUGAUUGCGUUGGAGGGAGUUCCGAUGAAGACAAGAUACCGUCAUCUAUCGAUAAGGGUGGUCGACCAUCGAGGGUCGAUAGCGAGUCCUGCGAGUUUGGAGGGUGUAGCGACGGACCUGAUAAGCGGGAUAGUCCGGAGAUUCCGCAGGGACCGAUAAUAAGUCCUGGUGAUGCAGUUACACCUGAUGAUUGCGAAUCCGGGGAAUGCAUUACGAGCGGUACACCGAAGGCUUUGGGCAUCGGAGAUGCCGGAAAGAAAAUCAGGACCGAAGAUGUAGGCAAGGGUAAUGAUCGCAGCGAUUGCGACGAGAACUCGGAGAACUGCCCCCCAGACAUUGCUUUAGACCCCGAAUUGCCGGGAAUAUGGUCUGAUGGAAGUUCUGCUCCAAAGGAAUGUGACGGCGACCCGGAGGACUGCAUACCGGGUUCAGGAACUUCAGGACCAAGGCUCGCACCUUCUUGUGAAGGUUCCGAAGAUUGCGGCUCAACACAACCCACAGAUAAAGGAACUUCGGGAACACCUGACGAUCAGUCCCCGAAAGAACCAAGGUCUUGCGAUUCCGAUGUUGGAAAUUGUUCACCAGAAACCUCGGAGGAGAGAACUCCAAAAACUGGUCGCAAACUGGCGUUGAAUGUCAAGAUCCACCUGGAACACGUCGACGAGAACGAUCAGCGGGAAAAGCUGGUAGAGGUGGAUAAGCAGCUGCUCUUUGACGAAGAUCCCAACGAUCCACAUCACACAUCCAUCGUGCAACAAGUCAAAGCACUGAACCAGUCCAUCAACUCGCAAGCUCUAGAUGCUUUGGCAAAGUGCGCCCAGGAGAAACCGACUUUGCGAUCAGCUGGCUUCAACAUACAACUUACCGAUAGGCACCGGAAGCACAGAAGACGUCCCCGCGCUGUUGAUAUCAAGGAAGGGGCUGAAGUUUUGCAGGUCCCUGGAUUAAUUUACGACAGGUCCAAGAGUAUCGCGGAGUCUAGGAAAGAGGCCAUAAAUAAAAGUCUGUCUGGGGUGUACGAUGAUUUGGGAGCUGGACUGCGCUUUGCGUUGUCUAAAGUCUCAGAAGCGAGGGAGAAGAGGAGCUAUGAGUUCGUCUUGACUAAUGAAGAGAUCGAAAGUAAAAUUCAAAGCCUGGAAGGGGGAUCGAAACGGCAGGAACCGAAGAAGGUCCAGAAAAGGUCUGUUGGGGAAGAACACGAGGAACGGGAGGAACAGGGAACGGAAAUUGGACGCUGGUUCAAUGAAAGGGUUAAGAGAUCUCCGGAAGGAGGGGUCAUCAAAACCUCCACUCAGUUUGUUCUUUACAGGAUACCGUGAGAUAAUUAUCGUUGACUCGCACUUAAUACUCUUCCGUGCUCAAUACAGAAAAGGACCUGGAAAUGAGAGAAUUAUUUUGAUACACCUCUUGUUUUUACAACAGAAUUAGCAAACGCUUGUCAAAUUGUAUGGAGGACUCUUUUAUUUCAAAUGAAGAAACAUGAAUUGGAAAAAUGCAGGAUUAUUUUUAUGAGAAUCGUCCUUUCGGAUCAACCUGGGGAAAAAGAACCACUUUGCCUCCUCGGUACAUAAUGUGUAAAGGAGGACAUAAUGUGUCUUAUUAAACGCCUUUCCACUG
Molecule: messenger RNA, 4427 nt
Organism: Orussus abietinus
Lineage: Eukaryota; Metazoa; Arthropoda; Insecta; Hymenoptera; Orussidae
Product: titin
Exons: 5
Coding region: 119-4129 (1336 amino acids)
Source: RefSeq, a predicted model, not a curated record